Messenger RNA from Scheffersomyces amazonensis, 1103 nucleotides. Its product is annotated as proteasome regulatory particle lid subunit. Gene Ontology annotation, cellular component: nucleus; cytoplasm; proteasome regulatory particle, lid subcomplex. The transcript is spliced from 2 exons. The coding region runs from base 40 to 948 and encodes 302 amino acids. The record is from RefSeq and is a predicted model, not a curated record. NCBI's taxonomy places the organism in Eukaryota, Fungi, Ascomycota, Pichiomycetes, Serinales, Debaryomycetaceae. Gene Ontology annotation, molecular function: proteasome binding; endopeptidase activator activity.
CUUUAUCAAUUGUAUAAGAAUUGUAGUAUAUAUUCAGUCAUGUCAGCACCUAGAGCCAUAAAGUUUAAUGCGGGAAGAGUACAGUAUGAUGAAACUACUCAUCGUUGUACACCAUUAGCUCAUAAGGGAGUUAUUAGUAUAAAGGCUAAUGCUGAAGAAGCCGAAUUAUUUGAUUUUAUUUGGAGUCCAAAAGGUGAUGUAACUAUUGCUGGAAAUGUACCAGAAAAGGAAAUGUUAUUAUUAAUGCCUGGAGAUGUCACUUUUAAACAUAUUUCAUCAUGUACUACUGGAAGAGUAUUUGCAUUAACAUUUUAUAGUUCAGGAGCUAAAUAUUUAUAUUGGUUACAAGAUGUAGGUGAUAUAGAUCAGGUAGAUAAAUUAACAGAAAAGGAUAUAAAUUUAGUUAAAUCUGUUAAUGAAUUAAUCUCAUUGAAAUUUGAUGAAGAAGAAGAAGAGGAGGAAGAAGAAGAACAAGAAGAGGAACAAAAACAACCAAUAGCUGAAGAAGAAGAAUCAAAGCCAGAAGAAAGUACAGCACCAACUAGAGCAUCUGAUUUUAAGCUCCCAAUUGGAUCAAUUUCAGAUUUUUUAACUAUUGAAACUAUUGAAAAUCAUCUUGAAGAAUUAAAUACUGAACAAAUCAAACAAUUAUAUGGAGAUUAUUUACCAGAAUCUUUAAGUUCUAAUCCUAAUAAAUCAGAAUUAAUUAAUGUAAUAAAAAGUGGAUUUUUUAAACAAAGUGAAAAAAGAUUAACAAAUCUGUUAAGAGAAGGAAAUGGGGCAGGAUAUUUAUUAGCUCAAAGUCUUAAAUAUGAUUAUAAGGGAGAAGGUGUUGAUAAUUUCUUACAAGGUAUUAGACAAUUGGGUGCGAAAGAGAAGGCUAAUGAAGAAAUAGAGAAUGAUGAAAAAGAUCAAGGUGAAGAUGAUGAUGUUCCAAUGACAGAAUAAUAUAUAAAGGCAUAAGUAACGAUAUUUUAUAGAGUUAUCUAAAACAAAAUUUCAAUAUAUGUUAUAGGUUACGUAUAAGUAUUAGUAUAUAAAGUGUAAAGGUUUAGUUAAACUCCGUCAUUAUUAACUGUGUACAGGAUAAUAGACCAUUUGCC